Messenger RNA from Glycine soja, 810 nucleotides. Its product is annotated as glycine cleavage system H protein, mitochondrial. Gene Ontology annotation, biological process: protein lipoylation; glycine decarboxylation via glycine cleavage system. Gene Ontology annotation, cellular component: mitochondrion; glycine cleavage complex; cytoplasm. Lineage: Eukaryota; Viridiplantae; Streptophyta; Magnoliopsida; Fabales; Fabaceae. The transcript is spliced from 4 exons. The record is from RefSeq and is a predicted model, not a curated record. Bases 105 to 602 code for a protein of 165 amino acids.
UUGAAAAACCAUAUAUGAAGAGCUCCAUCUUAUUGUUUCAGUGAUAUAUUAAUAAUAACCAAAACAGCAGAGAGAAGAGAAGGGCUACACAAACACAAUCUCUAAUGGCACUCAGGAUGUGGGCUUCUUCCACUGCCAAUGCACUCAAACUCUCUUCUGUCUCCAGACCUCAUCUCUUGCCUCCUUUUUCUUUCUCCAGAUGCUUAUCUUCCGUCUUGGAUGGACUUAAGUACGCUGAUUCACAUGAAUGGGUCAAGCACGAAGGCUCAGUCGCCACCAUUGGUAUCACUGACCAUGCCCAGGACCAUCUUGGAGAGGUUGUGUAUGUGGAGCUGCCAGAACCAGGUGGCACAGUUUCCAAGAAGUCUGGCUUCGGAGCCGUUGAAAGUGUUAAAGCAACAAGUGAUAUAAACUCUCCAAUCUCGGGGGAGAUCGUUGAGGUUAACAAAAAGCUCACAGAAACGCCUGGCCUGGUCAACUCAAGCCCAUACGAAGAUGGAUGGAUGAUCAAAGUAAAGCCAAGCGAUCCAUCUGAAUUAGAUUCCUUGAUGGGUCCAAAGGAGUACACAAAAUUUUGUGAGGAAGAAGAUGCAAGUCAUUAAAGUUUGAAUUGAAUUGGCUCCUGCAGUUAUGUGUGGGACUGACUGUUCUUCAUAUGUUUAUGAUCUUAUUACCUUCUGAACAGUUUUUUAAUAUGCAACAGAACUGUUUCUUUCCAUUUUUCCUUCCCCUGCUAUUGUCUCUUGUCACCGACACUUCAGUGUGUCUACAUUCUAAUUUCUUUAAUAAAAAUAUUUUUAUUAAAGAUAA